GAAUACUGCUGAACCAGUUAUUAGUGAAGAGGAAAAAAAGGCCAGCCGGCUACCGUGUAGGGCUUGCACUUCUUUUAAAAACUGGUCUGCCCUUGUAAUGAAAAACGAGUUUUUUACUGAUAAAAAACUGAAAGAACCCCAAAAUAAUAUUAAAAAGAAUAUUGAAAAUACAAAUUUUAUUGACUGUCCAGCUGACAGUGAUAAACUUGGAAGACAUUCGUGGACUCUUUUACAUACUAUAGCCUCUUAUUACCCAGAAAAACCCUCCGGACGCCAGAAAGUUGCUCUACAGCAGUUAAUGAACUCGCUGUCGUUUUUAUAUCCCUGUGAGCACUGCGCUGCUCAUCUUCGCUUGUAUAUGAAAGCUAAUCCUCUAAAUAUUAAAAGUCAAGAAGAAUUUUCUUUAUGGUUAUGCCAAUUUCACAACGAAGUCAACAAUAAUUUAGGAAAAGAAAAAUUUGAUUGCACGAAAGUCCACGAAAGAUGGCGAGAUGGAUGGAAGGAUGGAAGUUGCAACUAAAAGACUUUCUUCAAUGAAAGU
Molecule: messenger RNA, 541 nt
Organism: Zophobas morio
Lineage: Eukaryota; Metazoa; Arthropoda; Insecta; Coleoptera; Tenebrionidae
Product: FAD-linked sulfhydryl oxidase ALR-like
Exons: 5
Coding region: 98-520 (140 amino acids)
Cellular component (GO): mitochondrion
Molecular function (GO): flavin adenine dinucleotide binding; flavin-dependent sulfhydryl oxidase activity
Source: RefSeq, a predicted model, not a curated record